AUAGUUCAUUCCCUGGAAGCGACGCAAACUUUUUUCGCAAAAUUUGAUCCCACUACUUUUCAGUUUUCCACACCCAAAAAACUAUGAACGAAGAUCGCUCGGACAGUUCCGUGACUUCGAUCGAGGAUGACGACGACGAGGAGCAGACGGAUAACACCGAAAAUUUGUGCGAAAACCCUACCAGGGAUAUCUUGACCGAAGGUUUCUUUCGUCUUUUCAAGCCUGUCAUCGACGAUCUGGAUCAAAACAUCCGUGGAGCUCGAUUGAAUCAGAUGGAAUUGCGACAGCAGCUCGACGAGCUUUCGCAAGAGAUGAAAAAUCUUAACUUCGAAAACGAUCCGCAGUUGCACGAAUAUUUCAAGCGGAUGGUGCAUAUUAAGCAAAAAGUGGUUGUAAUAAUGAACAUCCUGCAGGGUGCACAGGAACGGUUGCUUGCGCUAUGUCAACAGCAAGAAGCGUCCAAUUCCGACAACCCCAAUCCUUGAAUAACAACGUUAUGUUGAAGCAAAAUGUAUAAUUCCACGAACAACUAGAUUUUAAUAACUUAUAGCUUAAAUAAACGAUAUUACUU
Molecule: messenger RNA, 571 nt
Organism: Uranotaenia lowii
Lineage: Eukaryota; Metazoa; Arthropoda; Insecta; Diptera; Culicidae
Gene: Snapin
Product: SNAPIN protein homolog
Exons: 2
Coding region: 84-485 (133 amino acids)
Biological process (GO): endosome to lysosome transport; intracellular protein transport; regulation of synaptic vesicle exocytosis
Cellular component (GO): BORC complex; synaptic vesicle; BLOC-1 complex
Molecular function (GO): SNARE binding
Source: RefSeq, a predicted model, not a curated record